Molecule: messenger RNA, 213 nt
Organism: Racocetra persica
Lineage: Eukaryota; Fungi; Glomeromycota; Glomeromycetes; Diversisporales; Gigasporaceae
Source: the annotation of a GenBank genome assembly
AUGGAAAAUACCAUAGAACAAAAUAUCGACACAGUUAUCUUUUCACUUCUUGAAAUAAAGAAGAAAAUAAAAGAAGCACCAAAAGAAUCACCAUGUUAUGAUUGUAAUAAAUUAAAAGAAAAUUGUAAAAAAGUUGAUGAAACAAAUAGCGAAUAUUUCAAAUUAAACAAAAAAUAUAUAGCUUUAAAAGAAAAAUACGAGCCGACCGAUUAA